Molecule: messenger RNA, 7984 nt
Organism: Callorhinchus milii (elephant shark)
Lineage: Eukaryota; Metazoa; Chordata; Chondrichthyes; Chimaeriformes; Callorhinchidae
Product: phospholipid-transporting ATPase ABCA1
Exons: 50
Coding region: 220-7023 (2267 amino acids)
Biological process (GO): transmembrane transport; lipid transport
Cellular component (GO): membrane; intracellular membrane-bounded organelle
Molecular function (GO): ATP hydrolysis activity; ATP binding; ABC-type transporter activity
Source: RefSeq, a predicted model, not a curated record
CGUAUAAAAGCUGCUGCAGGUUGGAGGGGUUCUCACACUGUGUCUGUCUGACAGUGCCCUGAGCAUCUGACAGGGACCGUCUGCACUCACUCACCCACUCACACACUCACUCUCACUCACUCACUCACUCACUCCAAAAGGCAUCGACUGCAUCAACAGAGAGGAAGUUGAUGACAAGCGACGGUCUCUCUGCUGCACUUGGUGGAGUGUUCCGAUAACAUGCCGAGUUUCUGGACACAGCUGGGGCUUCUGCUGUGGAAGAAUUUCACCUACAGAAGGAGACAAACAUUUCAACUGUUGAUAGAACUUGCGUGGCCUCUCUUCCUAUUCUUCAUCCUGAUUUCAGUACGACGAUCCUACCCUCCUUAUGAGCAACAUGAAUGCCAUUUUCCAAACAAGGCGAUGCCUUCUGCUGGGACUCUGCCAUGGAUACAGGGCAUUAUCUGUAAUGCAAACAACCCGUGUUUCCGCUAUCCGACACCUGGUGAAUCCCCUGGAGUGGUUGGGAACUUUGACAAAUCAAUCCUCUCCCGAGUCUUUUAUGAUGUCAAGAAGAUGCUUCUGUACAGCCAGAAAGAUGGGAGUGUGGGAGCCUUCCAGAAACUGUUUGAAGUACUGAAAAGAUUCAGCAACUCUAGCUCAGAUUUCAGACUCCAAGAUUUUCUCAUUGACAAUGAGACCCUUUCGGAGUUUCUCUAUGAUAACAUGGCACUUGACCACUACAAAGUGAGUGAGAUCAUGGAUGCUGGUGUGAAUUUUGAAGAGGUUAUCACCGCUGGGCGAGGGUUACAGCUGAAGGACCUUUGCAAUGGCACAAAGCUGGAGGAUUUUGUUAUCAUUGGAAACCACUCGGUGGCUGACUACAUUCAGAACCUUAUCUGCACGUUGUCUGAGAACGAGCUGAAAAAAGUUGAGCAAGCAUUUUAUUUGAACCUGGAUUUUCUAAAGAUAGCAGAAACUGCAAUGAAGACAAAUCCUCAGUCAGCAUUGGAGGUAACUGAGGCCACGAGGAAUGUAUUCCAGAAUCUCAUAAAGCUUGCUGAAGAGCUGACAUCAGUGAAGAGCUGGAGUGACAUGAGAAGAGAGGUGUUGCUGUUGUCACACAAGAACAUGACAGGGUCACCGCAGGAGCUGUAUCAGGCCGUAUCCAGGAUUGUGUGCGGACACCCCGAAGGUGGGGGGUUGAAAAUUAAGUCUCUGAACUGGUACGAAGACAAUAACUACAAAUACCUUUUGGGUGAGAACAACACGGAUGAGGAGCCUACUCCACAGUAUGACAAUGCUACAACACCAUACUGCAAUGACUUGAUGAAAAAUUUAGAAUCAAAUCCCAUUUCAAGAAUGAUUUGGAGGGCAAUGAAACCUUUGCUGGUUGGAAAAGUUCUAUACACUCCUGAUACUCCUGUAACUCGGCGGAUCAUAAAAGAGGUUAACAAGACCUUUCAGGAACUGAGUGUCUUCCAAGAGGUCGGAGUGAUGUGGGACGAUAUUGGGCCAAAGGUCUGGAAAUUUAUGGAAAGAAGCCAGGAGAUGGACCUAAUCCGGAGUUUGUUAACAAAGCCAACCACAUCAACAUAUUUGAGCUAUAGACUAGCUGGAACUUCCUGGACGGCAUCUGAUAUUUAUAACUUCCUUGUUAAAUAUCCAGAGGAUGCUCAAUAUUCAAAUGGUUCGGCCUACACCUGGAGGGAAGCUUACAACGAGACAGAUCAAGCGAUUCAAUCAUUAUCACGUGCUAUGGAGUGCAUAAAUUGGGAUAAGUUGGAGGCUGUGUCCACCGAAGAAAAGCUCAUUAAUAAAUCCAUGGAGCUGCUGGACGAAAGGAAAUUCUGGGCUGGAAUUGUCUUCAUGGAUGUUGAUUCCAAUGGGACAGAGCCAUCAGAGCAUGUCAAGUACAAGAUUCGGAUGGAUAUAGACAACGUGGAGAGAACAAACAAGAUAAUGGAUGGGUACUGGGACCCUGGUCCUCGGGCCGAUCCAUUUGAAGACCUGCGCUAUAUAUGGGGAGGUUUUGCCUAUUUGCAAGAUAUUGUAGAACAUGCAAUUAUUCGCACUGUGACGGGCAGCAGGAAGAAUACAGGAGUGUAUGUUCAGCAGAUGCCAUACCCUUGCUACGUAGAUGAUUUAUUUCUUCGCGUCCUGAGCCAGUCUCUGCCUCUGUUUACAACUUUAGCCUGGAUAUACUCUGUUGCCGUGAUAAUCAAAGGGGUAGUAUAUGAGAAGGAAGCACGGCUGAAGGAGACCAUGCGAAUCAUGGGACUGAACAGUGGCACCCUGUGGCUUGGCUGGUUUAUUAGCAGCUUAAUCCCUCUCUUGAUCAGUGCUGCCUUGCUGGUGAUAAUUCUAAAGGAAGGAAAUAUCUUGCCCUACAGUAACCCUCUGGCCAUCUUCACUUUCUUGGCCACGUUUGGCAUGGUGACCAUCUUGCAGUGCUUUCUGAUCAGCACUUUGUUCUCAAAAGCCAACUUGGCAGCGGCCUGUGGAGGAAUUAUCUACUUCACUCUCUAUCUUCCUUACGUGUUGUGUAUGGCCUGGCAGGAGUACAUCACCUAUCCAGUCAAAAUCUUUGCUAGCCUGCUGUCUCCAGUUGCCUUCGGCUUUGGCUUUGACUACUUUUCACUGUACGAGGAACAAGGGGUUGGAGUCCAGUGGCACAACUUGUUCUCUAGCCCAGCGAAAGGCGACGAGUACAACAUCACCACCUCCAUCGUCCUCAUGGUUUUCGAUGCCGUCCUCUAUGGAAUUCUAACCUGGUACAUUGAAGCAGUCUUCCCAGGUCAAUUUGGCAUUCCUAGACCAUGGUAUUUUCCUGUCACAAAAUCCUACUGGUGUGGAGAGACAGUUAAAAAUAUGAAACAGCUGCAAUGCAAGCAAAAUGGGACGUCGCAGAUCUAUAUGGAAGAGGAGCCCACUCACCUUAAGCUUGGUGUAUCCAUUCAAAACCUGGUCAAAGUUUAUCGUGAUGGCAAAAAGUUAGCAGUGGACGGGCUGACCCUUGGCUUCUACGAAGGACAGAUUACAUCUUUCCUGGGACACAACGGUGCUGGCAAAACAACCACUAUGUCAAUCCUGACAGGGUUAUUCCCACCCACCGCUGGCACUGCCUACAUUCUGGGUAAAGAUAUCCGUUCAGAACUCAACUCCAUUCGCCGAAACCUGGGCAUGUGCCCACAGCACAAUGUCCUCUUUGAUCUGCUUACUGUGGAGGAGCAUGUGUGGUUCUACGCAAGGUUAAAGGGACUGUCAGAGAAAGAGGUCAAGGCCGAAGUGGAACAGAUGGUUGUGGAUGUGGGGCUGCCAAACAAACGCAAAGAGACAACCCGUAAACUUUCAGGUGGAAUGCAACGCAAGCUCUCAGUGGCUCUCGCCUUCGUUGGUGGGUCAAAAGUUAUCAUCUUAGACGAACCUACUGCCGGGGUCGACCCUUACUCCCGCCGAGGAAUAUGGGAUCUGCUUCUGAAGUAUCGAGAAGGUCGGACUAUCAUCCUUUCUACUCAUCAUAUGGACGAAGCAGAUAUCCUGGGAGACCGAAUUGCCAUUAUAUCCAAUGGCAAGCUCUGCUGUUGCGGAUCAUCCUUGUUUCUAAAGAACCAGCUGGGAACAGGCUACUAUCUGACCCUGGUCAAAAAGGAUGUGGAACCAUCCCUUAGUUCCUGCAGAAACAGCAGCAGUACUGUGUCCUGCCUGAAAAAGGAGGACAGUGUUUCCCAGAGCAGUUCUGAUGCUGGGCUUGGGAGCGACCAGGAGAGUGACACUAUGACAAUUGAUGUUUCAGCCAUUUCUAACCUCAUCCUGAAGCACGUCCCGAAGACUCGCUUAGUGGAAGAUUUUGGCCAUGAGCUGACAUAUGUUUUACCUUAUGAGGCUGCUAAAGACGGAGCUUUUGUGGAACUUUUCCAUGAAAUAGAUGACAGGCUCUCCGAUCUCGGGAUUUCCAGUUAUGGCAUCUCUGACACAACGCUGGAAGAAAUAUUCCUCAAGGUUGCUGAAGAUAACGGAGUGGAUGCUGAAACCUCAGAUGGAACUUUACUAGCUUGCCACAACAGGAGAUCGAGAUUUGGGGAAAGGCAGAGCUGCCUUAAGCCAUUUACAGAUGAUGAUGUCACUGACAUGAAUGAGUCUGAUGGAGAUCCAGAAUCUCGUGAAACUGACCUCCUGAGUGGGAUGGAUGGGAAAGGUUCUUACCAAGUCCAGGGUUGGAAGCUCAUUCGACAGCAGUUUGUGGCAUUGUUCUGGAAGAGACUGAUUUAUGCCAAACGGAGCAGGAAAGGAAUCUUUGCUCAGAUUGUCUUGCCUGCCGUGUUUGUGUGCAUAGCCCUGGUGUUCAGCCUGAUCGUGCCUCCCUUUGGUAAAUACCCCAACUUGGAGCUACAGCCAUGGAUGUAUGAUGAGCAGUACACAUUCAUUAGUAAUGACGCCCCUGGAGACGCAAACACAGAAGAAGUACUUAAUUCUCUUGUUAACAAUAAUCCAGGAUUUGGGACUCGCUGCAUGAAAGGAAACCCUAUACCGGACACUCCCUGCGAAUUUGGAGCUGAAGAGUGGGAGACACCCGAUGUACCAGAUUUUGUCAUGGACAUCUUUCUCUACGGAAACUGGUCAAUGGAGAACCCAUCGCCGCCCUGUCAGUGCAGCAACGACAAUGUGAAGAAGAUGCUCCCAGAUUGCCCUCCAGCUGCUGGCGGCCUGCCACCUCCUCAGAUGAAAAGAAAUUCCACUGAAAUCCUCCAGAACCUUUCGAACAGGAACAUAUCAGAUUACCUUGUGAAAACCUACGCGCAAAUUAUCGGAAAAGGCUUGAAGAACAAACUCUGGGUGAAUGAGUUCAGGUAUGGAGGCUUUUCACUGGGUGGGCGCAAUUCUCAAAUUCAAUCAAGUGGGGAAGAAAUUGGUGACGCCAUACUGAAACUGAAUAAGAUGCUCGGCAUGACGCAGGGUGCAUCUGGAGAACGAUUCCUGAAAAGUAUCUCAAAGUUUAUGAUAGGACUACACACAAAGGAUAAUGUGAAGGUUUGGUUUAACAACAAAGGCUGGCAUGCCAUAGGAGCCUUUCUGAAUGUCAUGAACAAUGCUAUUCUGCGUGCAAGUCUACCAGAGGGAAAAGACCCCAGUGUGUAUGGGAUCACAGCCUACAAUCAUCCACUCAAUUUGACCAAAGAGCAAAUCUCCGAGGUAGCACUGAUGACAACUUCAGUGGACGUUCUGGUCUCCAUCUGUGUGAUCUUUGCCAUGUCCUUUGUGCCAGCAAGCGUUGUGGUUUUCCUGAUUCAGGAGCGGGUCACCAAGGCCAAACACAUGCAGUUCAUCAGUGGGGUGAAGCCAGGUGUCUACUGGUUGGCAAACUAUGUAUGGGAUAUGUGCAACUAUGUGGUUCCGGCUACACUUGUCAUCAUUAUUUUCGUCUGUUUCCAACAAAAAUCCUAUGUGUCUUCUUCCAAUUUGCCCGUGCUUGCUCUGCUUCUCUUCCUCUAUGGGUGGUCCAUCACUCCAUUGAUGUAUCCGGCAUCAUUUGUUUUCCGAAUCCCCAGCACAGCCUAUGUGAUAUUGACCAGUGUGAAUCUGUUCAUCGGUAUAAACGGCAGCAUUGCCACCUUUGUACUGGAGCUGUUCAGCAAUAAUAAGCUAAACAGCAUCAAUGAAAUUCUGAAGUCAGUGUUUCUGAUCUUCCCCCACUUCUGCCUGGGCCGAGGACUGAUCGAUAUGGUGAAGAAUCAGGCCAUGGCAGAUGCCCUGGAAAGAUUUGGUGAGAAUCGUUUUGUUUCACCUCUUUCCUGGGACCUGGUUGGAAGGAACCUGUUUGCUAUGGCUGUGGAAGGAGUUGUUUUCUUCUUCAUCACCGUAUUGAUCCAGUACAAAUUCUUCAUAAAACCCAGACCCUCGAAUGUAAAGCUGCCACAGCUGACUGAUGAAGAUGAAGAUGUGGCCAGAGAAAGGCAGAGAAUAAUAAGUGGAGGCGGCCAGAACGACAUUCUAGAGCUGAAAGGUCUGACCAAGGUUUACAGGAUGAAGCGGAAGCCUGCAGUAGACAGAGUCUGUGUUGGGAUACCCCCUGGAGAGUGUUUUGGGCUACUGGGUGUGAACGGUGCUGGGAAAACUACAACAUUCAAGAUGUUGACGGGUGACUGUGAGGUCACGGGGGGAGAAGCCUUCCUCAACAACCACAGCAUUUUAUCCAACAUACAAGAAGUUCAUCAGGACAUGGGUUACUGCCCUCAGUUUGAUGCUGUCAAUGAAUUGCUGACUGGGCGUGAGCACCUGGAGUUCUAUGCACUGUUACGCGGAGUUCCUGAAAGAGAAGUUUGCAAGAUUGCUGAAUGGGGAAUCCGAAAGCUGGGAAUUGUCCGAUAUGCAGAUAAGAAGGCUGGCAAUUACAGCGGAGGGAACAGACGUAAACUCUCCACUGCUUUGGCACUAAUAGGAGGGCCUCCUGUGAUAUUUCUGGAUGAACCGACAACAGGAAUGGACCCAAAGGCUCGGAGAUUUCUAUGGAACUCUAUCCUUAGUAUCAUUAAAGAAGGCCGAUCGGUGGUACUGACAUCACACAGCAUGGAGGAAUGUGAGGCUCUGUGCACUCGGAUGGCAAUAAUGGUGAAUGGCAGGUUCCGAUGCCUGGGCAGCGCUCAGCAUCUGAAGAACAGGUUUGGAGAUGGAUAUACGAUAAUUGUGCGGGUGGGUGGUCCAAGUCCAGACCUGAAUCCCAUGCUGGAAUUCUUCAAACGCAAGUUUCCUGGCAGCGUACUGAAGGAGAGACAUCGUAGUAUGCUCCAGUACCAGCUGCCUUCCUAUCAAUCCUCAUUGUCGAGGAUCUUCAACAUUCUCUCCAGUCACAGGGAGAAGUUUCAAAUCGAGGACUACUCUGUUUCACAAACCACACUCGACCAAGUAUUUGUAAACUUUGCCAAGGACCAAAGUGAUGAUGAUCUCUCAAAGGACGUUUCUAUGCACAGGAAUGAAACUGUGUUAAAUGUUGCACUCCUCAAUACCUUUUUGCAAGAUGACAAUGUGAAAGAGAGCUGUGUGUGAAUUGAGCAGUCGGGACUGGAAACAAGCUCAUCUUCUCACACAGUGUGAACCUUUCAAGGAGAAGGAGGACAUUAAAGAAACAAGAAAGAACUGGUCACUCUGCUGAUGCCAUUCAAUGCAAUUCAAUGCACAAUUCCACUAUUGUAACAAGGCAAUGCCUCAGUUAGUUGUUGCUCAUUAGUACUGAUACUAAGCAUAAAACUUGAAUAUAGAUAGUGUUACAGUAUGACUUUGUGAAACUAGUGUUGUAUUUCUAUGUACUUUUCGGUUACUGAUUUUAAAAAAAAGCAUCUUUUUCCUUUUCAUGGCUCUGACAAUCCGUUGGUUAUUGAUUAGUUAUGGACAGUAAUUGAGUAUUAAUGGAUCAAUAACACCUACAGUAUACACACAAAUAUUUGUUUCAGUAUAAAAACUGAAAUAUUUACCAAAGUCCUGGCUUAAUCCUUCCAAUAAUUUCCCCAACCUCCACAAACCAGAUUUUCUAACAAAAUAUUUUGUUGUGAUUCUUAACAAGUAUUUAUUUACACAUGACAAGUAUACCUAGGUAAAACAUAAGUGUUUACAAAAUUAUCCCUCCCUUGCCUUAUUAGUGAAUUUGUAUAUUUCUAUAAUGACUAGAGUUUUCUUAUUGGUCAAUCAUCUGCAUUUUAUUUUUCAAUUUUUUUUGUAAAAUCUCUCCCAUGGUUUCAUUCCAAGCACUUUAUGCAGAUUGCUCUGGCAUUUUAUUGUUUAGAUUUUGUUUGCACUGUAAUAUCAGCAAGCCUUAUAUAAAAGCAAACAAAAACAUACAAAGCUUGGUUAUGACAGAGGUUUGACGUUGUAACUUUAAAGCCAUUUUUCAUAAAAAAGUAUUGCAAUACCAAAACAUUUUUUAUCUGAGAACGUAUUGUGUGGCUUUAUUUGUAUGUUCUUUUAAGUUUGUCAUGAUUUAAGUUACAAAAUAAAAUUGUGAUAACAUUGA